Sinocyclocheilus grahami is the source of this 3904-nucleotide messenger RNA. Its product is annotated as trichohyalin-like. The transcript has 11 exons. The record is from RefSeq and is a predicted model, not a curated record. Lineage: Eukaryota; Metazoa; Chordata; Actinopteri; Cypriniformes; Cyprinidae. Bases 88 to 3504 code for a protein of 1138 amino acids.
UCCAAAAGGACGCAGACGUGUAUUUGAGCUUAGAAUCUAUAUGUACAAUCUCAUGGAAUAAUUCUAUCACUAUACAGGUGUAUAGCCAUGGCUGCAUGGAUGGGGGCGACCACAAGGGAAAUGGGCCAAUCGCUCAUCAACCCAGACAAACCUUCAGUUUCAGCCUCUGCACUCCCUGGAGACACUGGGAAGCCAGCAUUGCGCCCAAAACCCCACCUCAUGCCUAAACCAUUUGCCCUGCAAAGAAACUCCACCAUCCGCCCAAUCCGGGCCCCAAAAACCAACUUUAGCAGAGAGCUCCAUCGAGCCGCCUCUUCUGAAGCGCUUUUUGAUAUAAAAAAAGCUGGUGCUGGUGGUCCAAAUCUAUCAGAAUCCCAAAAAUCAGGCUCAAAUGGCACAGUAAAUGAGUCUAAUCAAAUUGCAGCUCCUAAACCCGUUCCACUCGGCCCAAAACCUGACUUAUUGGCUAAACCUAAACCAGAACCCACUAAGAGUCCUGGUUAUAAUAACCAAACUGGUCCAAACUCAAAGCCUGCUCUGACCGCUGAAGAUGUGAAGGACGUUCAGCCCAGGAGCAGAGCAAAAUCUUUGGGUUCUCAGGAUCAAAAGUUUCUCAACCAGAAGGACCAAGGAGAAGCAGCCAAGACUGAAGCAGACGUCAAAGUGUCUUCACGAUGCUGGCCGCCUCGGAAUCGUCUCUCUGCUGAGCUGACCUCCAAGUUUGAGUCACCGUCUCAACCCGAGAAGGAGGUGAGGAGAGAUACUGAAACCAGCAAGAUGGAGAAAGAGUGGCCGCCACUUUCUCCUUCUGAGUCCAAGCCUUCGAAGCUUCCGGUGGAUACAGGAGAGAUGGGAGACGAGGACGUCAGCGGAGGCAGCAUUAAGAGACGGAUCAGCCUUCUCUUCGAUCGAUCUACAGCAGCUCAGCACAAGGACAUUUUCGACAAAAGAGACAAUCCAGCUUCUGAAAUAUCUGUUGAUAUUAAACAGAGAAUCCAGAAUCUGAGCUUGGACGUGCCCAGGACACGCUUGCCAUCCACUGGUGGUCCUAAAAGUCCACCAUCUGAGAAGACACCAAAUGAGAGAUCAUCUGAAAAACCUGCAGCGACAGAAAAGGUGCCUAUUGACAAACCACCAAGUAUGGCAGAAAUCAAGAACUGUGCUGCUAGUGUGGAGAAUGUAGAAGAAGAGGAAGACCAUGAAGAUGAAGAGGAGGACUAUGUCCCUGUUCCUGUUUACCGAAGGCUUGGGACGAGCUUAGAUGUGGAGACAAAGAGAAGGGAAGAAGAAGAAAAACAGAGAAAAGAUGAGCAGUUAGAGAAAGAAAGACAACAGCGGGAAAGGGAAAGACUUUUGGAGGAGGAGAGGAAGGCAAGAGAAAUAGAGAGACAGAAAGAGGAGGAACGGAAACGUGCUGAGGAAGAGAGAAAACAGGAAGAGGAAAAGAAAAGACAGGUGGAAGAAAAAGAGAGAGAGAGACAGAUUGAAGAGGAGAAGAGAAGGAUUGAAGAAGAAGAAAGAGUAAAGAAAGAGAGAGAAAUGGAAGAAGAGAGAAGAAGAAUUCAGGAGUUGGAGAGACAAAAAGACGAGGAAAGACUGAGACAAGAACGAGAAAAAGAAGAGAGGUUAAAUAAACAGCGAGAAAUGGAAGAAAGGAAACGAAUGGAAGAAGAGAAAAGAUUGAGACAAGAACAAGAAAUGGAGAGAAUACGGAAAGAAAAAGAAAUGGAAGAAGAGAGACAAAAAAUUCAAGAGAUUGAAAGACAGAAAGAGGAGGAAAGAUUGAGACAAGAACGAGAAUUAGAGAGACUGCGUAAAGAGAGAGAAAUUGAAGAAAGAAAACGAAUGGAAGAGGAGAGACAGAGAGAAAAAGAAAGACUGAGACAGGAAAGAGAAAGAGAGAGACUAAAGAAAGAAAAAGAGAUGGAAGAAGAGAGGAGAAGUAUUCAGGAAUUGGAGAGACAAAAAGAGGAGGAAAGAUUGAGAAAUGAACGAGAAUUAGAGAGAAUAAAGAAAGAAAAAGAGAUGGAAGAAGAGAGAAGAAGAACUCAAGAGAUUGAAAGACAGAAAGAGGAGGAAAGACUGAGAAAAGAACGAGAAUUAGAGAGACUAAAGAAAGAAAAAGAGAUGGAAGAAGAGAGAAGGAGAACUCAAGAGAUUGAAAGACAGAAAGAGGAGGAAAGAUUGAGAAAAGAACGAGAAUUGGAGAGACUAAAGAAAGAAAAAGAGAUGGAAAAAGAGAGAAGAAGAACUCAAGAGAUUGAAAUACAGAAAGAAGAAGAUAAACGAAAACAGGAACGAGAACAUGAGAUGGAGAUGGAAACGUGUGAAGCAGCAGAGAGAUUACGAGAGGAAGUGCCUACGAGUUAUGAUUUAAUAUCGUUUGAUGCGUCACAGACUCUGGUCUCCACCGUCCAGCCUGCUGACGUCUCGCCUCGACUCACACAAGUGACUUACGAUGACUUUUCAGUGAAACCCCGAAGAUGGGGAACUAGGUCGAGAUGUUCCUCAUCUCCAUCCAGAGAAACUCCUGCUGCUCCUGACCACAUUCUACAGCCAGAAUCAAAGUCCAGUCAUCCUGGACCCCAAGAACCAAACGGAGAUCAGGUGUCUGUGCAUGAUCUGAUCGGAUUUGAACCUGAAGCUUCCAGCCCACACAACUCUACAGAAAACAGAAUGCACACAUAUUUAUUUGAGGCAGAAACUGAGUCCAAACCAGGGGAUCUGCUGGAGCCAGAAACAGAUGAGGGUCAGUUGAAGGACGGUGAACCCGAGGAGGAUGGAGUUGCAGAGCAGGACACAGAGAAUCUCAUCGGGGAAACCGACGAACAAACUGAAAACAACGACACUGUUGAUGAUCCCUUUACACAGAUCAGAAUCAAUAAAGCCUUGCAGAGACUGACUCAGUCCAGACGACGAAAUACAUCUACUGAUUCAGACACAGCAGACGUCCCAGUUCAGGAGGAGCCCGAAGCGCUACCGGUUCUUGAGUCUGCAGCUCCUCUGUUGGACUCCAGCGUUUUCCGUUCGAAGGUUGAUCUGGGAAAGAAACGGAGCAUAAAGCGCAGCAGACCGUCUCGUGCCGUCCGACAGAGAACCGUUCUGCCCGCUCUGACAGAGGGAAGGCAGCCCGACUGGAGGUUCUGCGACUCCACAGAUGCGAAAGAUCAGUGUUCCAAUGGAGUUGACUCUGAAUCAGAAGAGGAACCGUCCCGGGACGUCACGUCCUCUCCAGCCCCAAACCAGCCCAAGAGAGUCCCUGUGUUUCCUGGGAUGGACCCUUCUGCCCUCAUGGCCCAGCUAAAGCGGAGAAGUGCAGUGAUAGAAACAGAAAGUCCAACAGAAGCAGUCCCCUCACGCUCUCCCCGCACACCCACCAUGGCCCUCGGCCCCAGAGUGCUGCCCCCUGUUGACGCCAAGGACCGUGGGCCUGGCUCUUCACCCUCCUGGCUGCUUGAGCUCAAAUCCAAGAAGCGAAUGAGCCAACCUGAGAGUGAAGCGUGAAGCUCAGAUCUGAUGCGGUUUGUUGAGAGGAAGUCCUCUGCCACAAAGAUGCCAAAGGAACUGACUUACAUGAAUGAUCUUUCAUAAUCAUACUGACUGAGCAUCAGACUAUUUCGAGGACGAGUCCUGGACUGAACUGUUUGGAGGCUUUGCCAAGAUGACGUCCUGUUAUGCACAUUUUUAUUUUGACAUGAAAGUCUGUCAUAAUUGUUUGGCAGCAUUAUAGACGGCGUGCUUGAAAAGCAAGUGCUGUUCACUGUCAGUCUGGAACCAAGUUAAUUUUACAGUUAUUUAAUUUUUACAUUUAUUAAUCCAACAGAUCUUUUUAUCCAAAGUGAGGUUGGUUUAUCCAUCGAGUUCCUCCAGUUCAAUCAGGGGCCUAAUGCGCGUAUCUUCUGUU